AUGAGUUUUGGGAACGCUUGGUCCACCAAGCUAGUGAAUUUCAGCCCGCUAUCCGGCAUGCCGUCAUUGCAAAUCAACAAAGCGAUUGCCUCUCUUCAGCAAAAUAUGAGCGACGACAGUAUGGGUCGUCUGCGAGUCGAAACUGCCUUAGUUGCAUGUGUGGUUUUGAUAUCCACACUUCUUUUUCAAGAAAACGCUACUUUGGCCGGUCGUCAUCUUUUUUCGGGCUACAGGCUACUAGAACAUUAUUUGAUAAGCCAUGGAAGCAACAGUUUGUUUGCUGCUACAAUCACUAGAGCCUUCGGUGUCAUUCAUUUGACUUGGACGCUUUUUACUAGCGCUGAGCCUCCUGAUAAGGAUGCUCGUCUCCCAUUACUAGUCCCUGAAACAAUCAUACGAGGAGGAGAUGAUAUACAGACGGCGAACGAUCUUGUUGUCACGCUGAUAAGAAUAGGUUGCUCACAAAACUGGGCCCAGGGAUUCAACAUCGGACCCGCCAGCCCAGAUCUCGAUAUUGAUCAAAUGGCCAUAGUACGCCAGAUCCAGCGUAUACCGAGUCAAAUCCAAGCAUAUCGGGUGCUUCAUGCACAUCAGUCAACGCAGCGAGAUCUCAGCGCUUUUCUUAUCUUGCAAUUAUGGGCUGAGGUUAUCUCUAUAACUGCUACCGUUGAGACAGGCCCAGAGCCCCAAGAGAUGAUAUUUGAUCGCUAUAUAGUGCGUUUCAAAGAAGCCCUUGAAAUCUCCAAAGAGCUCCUGGUGCGCAUCUCAUCGACACCAAGCUUCUCAGUCAACCUAGGAGUUAUCCCGCCGCUUUUUGUCCUCGCUAUGAAAUGCCGGGAUUGGGAAAUUCGUCGACAGAUCGUUGACCUAUUACGCGUCUUUCGCCGGCAAGAAGGAAUUUGGUCGACUGAUUUGGCUGCCCUUAUAACUGAACGCGUGAUUGAUAUUGAGUCUGCGGGCUUUGGCCCUGGAGAUUUGAUUCCUGAAUCAUCGCGCAUUAAGUCAUUACUAGUUGAUGCGAUGACGACCAAAUCCCAAGUCCGUUUGCGGUACCAUUUUGUCAGGGAUUGUCCGGGAUUUUGUUGCAACCAUGCUGAGCCAUACGAGGAAGAGAUUUCAUCAUAUGCAUCGGGCCGCUUCGAGAUACUCGAGUGUAGUCGAAGACCGUAG
Penicillium soppii is the source of this 1170-nucleotide messenger RNA. RefSeq lists its product as uncharacterized. The record is from RefSeq and is a predicted model, not a curated record. Lineage: Eukaryota; Fungi; Ascomycota; Eurotiomycetes; Eurotiales; Aspergillaceae. The coding region runs from base 1 to 1170 and encodes 389 amino acids. The transcript has 2 exons.